Colius striatus (speckled mousebird) is the source of this 1840-nucleotide messenger RNA. It is a transcript of the gene XXYLT1, whose product is annotated as xyloside xylosyltransferase 1. The coding region runs from base 1 to 1098 and encodes 365 amino acids. Gene Ontology annotation, molecular function: UDP-xylosyltransferase activity. Lineage: Eukaryota; Metazoa; Chordata; Aves; Coliiformes; Coliidae. The record is from RefSeq and is a predicted model, not a curated record. The transcript has 4 exons.
AUGGCGGCGCUGGGCCGCGCGGCGCGGGGCUGGGCCCGCUCGCAGCCCGCCGCCCUGGCGCUGGCCGCGGCCCUGGCCGUCUGCGCCUUCUACUACCUGGGCGGCGGCAGCGAGACCUUCUCCAGCGCUACGCGCCGCCUGCGCGCCACGCCGCCGGCCCCGGCCCACCGGCACCCGCAGCGCGGCGGGGAGCCGGCGGCGGCCGGCCGUGCCUUGCAUCUGCUGCUGAUGUUCACCAAGGCGGAGCGCAACCCGGCGCUGCGCGCCAAGGCGCAGGCGGCCCUGCGCUCGCUGCUGCGGCACGGCCGGCUGCGCGGCGGGGACGCGCUGCACCUCCACCUCCUCACCCAGGGCGCCAGCCGGGACAUCGGCCUCGACCUGCUGCGGGACCUGCUGCGCGGCGCCGCCUUCCCACACCAGGUCAUAGUCCAUGAUGUGGAUGAGCUGACGGAGCAGCUGUUUCCCAUCGUGGAGGCCAUGCAGAAACACUUCAGCGCUGGAUCAGGGACCUACUACAGUGACUCCAUCUUCUUCCUGUCGGUCGCCAUGCACCGCAUCAUGCCCAAAGAAAUAAAACAGAUCAUCCAGGUAGACUUGGACCUGAAGUACAAGACCAACAUCCAAGACCUGUUUGAUGAGUUUAACAACUUUCCAGAGGGAGCAGUCAUUGGGAUUGCCAGGGAAAUGCAGCCAGUGUACAGGCACACGUUCUGGCAGUAUCGCCGUGAGAACCCCCAAACCAAAGUCGGGGACCCCCCUCCGGACGGGCUGCCCGGCUUCAACAGCGGCGUCCUGCUCCUCAACCUGGAAGCCAUGAGGCAGUCCAAGCUCUACAACCAGCUGCUAGAGCCUGCCAUGGUGCAGAAGCUGACGGAGAAGUACCACUUCAAGGGCCACCUCGGGGACCAGGAUUUCUUCACCAUGGUGGGGAUGGAGCACCCAGAGCUCUUCCAUGUGCUGGACUGCACGUGGAACCGGCAGCUCUGCACGUGGUGGAGGGACCACGGCUACAGCGACGUCUUUGACCAGUAUUACCAGUGUGAGGGUGAGGUCAAAAUUUACCAUGGGAACUGCAACACCCCAAUCCCUGAAGACUAGGGCACCCUCCACCCCUGGGAGCAGCUCUGACUGCAGCAAGCCCUGAAAAGCUGUACUGGCUGCACCAACAGCCCCUCGGGAAGUGGGGACAGCCCUGAUCCGUUGCAUCUGUGGCAGAUCCUUAGGGAUCCCAAGACUGUCCAGGUCCCACUGCCUGUAGCCUCACCCGUCCUGGAGGAAGUACCAUCAGUAGUUGGAGCGAGACAUUUGCAGUCACCGUGCCCAGGCUCAGUUCCUGGCUCUGCUUGAGGCAAGUCCAUGAUGCCCGUCUGUGCCACUGCUUCCCGGGCUUGGGGAGAGCCAAAGGGCUGUCGGGCAGCUGCUGCUUCUGCAGCUCCCUGGGUGCCAUGCAGCUUUGCCUUGUCUGAUGACCAGGGGGAGCCCACAGCCCCACAGCUGGGGGUUGAUUUGGCACCCAUCAGUGGCCCAUUUCUGCACCUCACAUGGAGCAUCCGUCUGGUCCCUCUGAAGAGCAGACACCAUCCUCAGGUCAUGUUCCUUUUGAAGCAUUCCAGAAAGGCAAGAAGGACUUAAAGACUGAAAAGCUGUUCUAAAUUGGGUUACCUACAAAUAAAAAUUGAGUGCUAGAUGAGCUUUAAAGCCUUCCAUUGGUGGUUCUUGGCAAUAAAAGCUUUACUGCCCUAUCUUGUCUUAAAAGCGUUCCGUGAGCGUGUACCAAUAGGUUCAUUUUUCUAGCUUUGCCUGUAACCCUUUGUACAAGAAUAAAGCUGCAGAUGUAAAA